Molecule: messenger RNA, 1115 nt
Organism: Monascus purpureus
Lineage: Eukaryota; Fungi; Ascomycota; Eurotiomycetes; Eurotiales; Aspergillaceae
Source: the annotation of a GenBank genome assembly
UAGCAUUCUGCCACCGCGUUGGGGGGACAGCUAGACCAUCUACAGUUGUACAGACUGCACUCUCCUAAAUCUAUACACCUGUCUUCAAUCUCCAUGAAAGUAUCACAGGAGCAGAGUAAUAUUCACUCGUAAAAGCGCAGUCCAUCACUGCAAAAGACUAUCCACAGCAUCAUCUUGGAAAGUACUCCAAAAGCCAAACACCAGCAAAUCCACCGAAAUGUCUUCCAUAGACCUCUAUACCCAAUACUCACUGGAGAUGGACCCAUCCUCCAAGGCCAUCUCCCUAGCCCCCAACACCACGACGGGCAAAACAAGCACCGAAGUGGCCAACGAACUCCAAGCCCUCAACUCCCUCCACCGCUCCCUAGUCGCCCUGGGAGCCCCGAGUAUCCCCCCGCCCCCGCUCCCUGUGAACCCCAAACGAUCCGCCCAGAUCGCCAAACUCCGCGACUCCGCGAACACGGCCUACCGGAAAUCAAACUACCCCGAGGCGGUCCGUUUGUACACGUACGCGAUCGAGAUGGCGCUUACCAGACCCGGUUGGGAGCCGGUUGCGCUGGUGCGGGAGGAGCUGGCGUCGCUGUAUGCGAAUCGUGCGCAGGCGCAUAUGGCGCAGCAGGCGUGGCCGGAAGGGCUGGUUGAUGCGAAGAGCAGCAUCGGUUGUAAGGGGGCGGGGAAUGUGAAGGCUUACUGGCGCAGUGGGAAGUGUCUGCUGGAGAUGGGGAGGCUGGAUGAGGCGAAGGAGAUUCUGAAGCGGGGGUUGGAGGUUGAGGGGAAGGCCGGGGAGGCGAGAGAGUUGACGGGGCUGUUGGGGGAUGUUGAGGAGUCGUUGCGGAAGUAGCUGUCUACCCACGAGUGUCGUUCUGUUUUGUGAUUGAUAUCCCCUGACGGACAAAGUCUGCUGGAUUGCAUUCGGUUUGUGUGCAUUAUGAUAUGGAGGCGUUUACUGGGUUGUCUUUGGGAUGGUUAUUGAUUCCACAAAUGAUAAGAGUGGACUAUUCUUACUUGACUGAUGGCAGUAUCGUAAUCGCUGCGAAGAAGCCCAUGCUCAUCCCUCGAGUCCAAGCUGGCCUCAUGCAGGAUUCCUAAUAAUCUCAGUCACAUCCGCAUGCCCA